AUGGCGGCUGUUGCCAGCCUAGUUACCCUUUUAAGUCCAGUCAUGGCCGCAAGCUCUUCAAGUGCUAUCGUUGCGGAUGGCAGCUCGUUCUCUCUGAAUGGUAACGAUGUAUCCUACCGGUUUCAUGUCGACAAUAGCACCGGUGACCUGAUUUCAGAUCACUUCGGCGCUAGCGUGUCAGGAGAUAUUCCUAUAGAAGUCACGGGCAAUGUUAAUGGCUGGGUCAACACCAUUGGACGCGUCCGACGCGAAUUUCCUGACCAAGGCCGAGGAGAUUUCCGCCAGCCAGCGAUCAGAAUCCGCCAAUCGGAAGGGUACGCUGUUUCUGACUUGCGGUAUCAAUCAUAUACUGUCAAGCAGGGUAAGCCUGAUCUGUCUGGCUUGCCUGCGACCUUCGGCACGGAUGAUGAGGUGUCAACCUUGAUCGUCCAUAUGUACGACAACUUUAGCUCCGUUGCAGCUGAUCUCUCUUACUCGGUCUUCCCGAAGCACAAUGCAAUUGUGCGUAGUGCAAACAUCACCAACCAGGGCAAGGGCAACCUCACAAUCGAGUCGCUUGCAAGCAUGAGCGUGGAUUUCCCGUACGAGAACUUGGAUAUGAUUAGCCUGCGCGGUGAUUGGGCAAGAGAGGCACACCGCGAGCGAAGAAAAAUUGAGUAUGGCAAGCAGGGUUUUGAGAGUGCAACUGGCUACUCCUCCCACCUUCACAACCCAUUCCUUGCUGUAAUGGACCCCGCAAGCACGGAAUCUAAUGGCGAAGUUUGGGGAUUCUCGCUCGUUUAUUCGGGAUCUUUCUCUGUUGAUGUUGAGAAGGGCUCCCAGGGAAUUACACGCGCUCUUGUCGGCCUCAACCCAAGUCAGCUCUCCUGGUCAUUGGGACCCGGCGAAUCUCUCACCUCCCCGGAGUGUGUUGCUGUCUACUCGGAAAAUGGAGUUGGUGGGAUGUCCCGCUCGCUCCAUAAUCUUUACCGGAAAAAUCUCAUUAAGAGCAAAUUCGCAACGGCAGAUAGACCUGCUCUCUUGAACAGUUGGGAGGGGCUAGGAGCCACCUUCAAUGAGUCCACCAUCUACCAGCUUGCCAAGGAGUCUGCUGCGCUUGGUAUCAAACUUUUUGUUCUGGAUGAUGGUUGGUUCGGUGACAAGUACCCUCGAACCUCGGAUGAUGCCGGCCUAGGUGACUGGAUUCCUAACCCUGAGAGGUUCCCGGACGGCUUGUCUCAUGCAGUGAAUAGUAUCACAGCCCUCAAAGCUGCAAAUACUUCCACUAAUCUGCGCUUUGGUCUUUGGUUCGAGCCUGAGAUGGUGAAUCCCAAUUCUACUCUUUAUCAUGAGCACCCUGAAUGGGCUCUACACGCAGGAUCCUACCCUCGCACUUUGACGCGUAACCAGCUUGUCUUGAACGUUGCGCUCCCAGAGGUCCAAGACUUUAUCAUUGAUGCCGUGUCAAAUAUCUUGAACAGCUCCGAUAUCAGCUAUGUCAAAUGGGACAACAACAGGGGAAUUCAUGAAACACCCUCCCCAUCGACAGACCACGAAUAUAUGCUGGGAAUGUACCGGGUAUUCGAUGUGUUGACUACUCGAUUCCCAGAUGUUCUUUGGGAAGGGUGUGCUUCUGGUGGUGGUCGUUUCGACCCUGGUGUUCUACAAUACUUCCCUCAAAUCUGGACAUCAGAUGAUACAGAUGCAGUGGAGCGCAUCACUAUCCAGAUGGGUACCUCACUUGCGUAUCCACCUAGCGCUAUGGGUGCCCACCUAUCAGCCGUCCCGAACCAGCAAACGGGCCGCACCUUGCCUGUAGACUUCCGUGGGCAUGUGGCAAUGAUGGGUGGAUCAUUUGGUCUGGAACUUGAUCCUUCUGAUAUGCCAGAGGAUGAUAAGGCUGCUCUCCCUGCACUGAUUGAACUUGCUGAGAAGGUCAACCCUAUCAUUUUGACGGGUGAUAUGUACCGACUCAGUCUCCCGGAAGAGUCUAACUGGCCAGCUGUCCUCUUCAUUUCCGAGGAUGGCAACAAAGCUGUGCUUUUUUACUUCCAGAUCAAUCCCAACAUCAACCACGCUAUUCCGUGGAUUAAGAUGCAGGGCCUAGACCCGAAGGCUACUUACAGGGUCGAUGGAAAUUCCACAUACUCCGGCUCAGUCUUGAUGAAGAUUGGCUUGCAGUUCCCUAUCGCCACAGACUAUGGGAGCAAAGUGGUCUUCUUAGAGAAGCAGUGA
Penicillium cosmopolitanum is the source of this 2214-nucleotide messenger RNA. RefSeq names its product alpha-galactosidase. The coding region runs from base 1 to 2214 and encodes 737 amino acids. Lineage: Eukaryota; Fungi; Ascomycota; Eurotiomycetes; Eurotiales; Aspergillaceae. Gene Ontology annotation, biological process: carbohydrate catabolic process. The transcript is spliced from 3 exons. Gene Ontology annotation, molecular function: alpha-galactosidase activity. The record is from RefSeq and is a predicted model, not a curated record.